Molecule: messenger RNA, 2736 nt
Organism: Linum trigynum
Lineage: Eukaryota; Viridiplantae; Streptophyta; Magnoliopsida; Malpighiales; Linaceae
Source: the annotation of a GenBank genome assembly
AUGGCGAUAUCGGAGAAUUCGAAAUCCAACAAUCCGGCGGCUUACGUUGGCACGUCAGCAAAAAUCCAUCCUUCCAAUGACUUCGAGAUCAAUCCUCAGGAUUACUCCCUCGAAAAGUUCAAGCUCUACGAGACCAGACAGAGGUUUUACUUAAUUGGGAGCGAUAGGAACAAGAGAUUCUUUCGGGUGUUAAAGGUUGAUCGUUCGGAGCCAUCUGAUCUCAAUAUUAGUGAAGACCCUGUAGUUUAUUCCCCACAAGAAAUGAAGAGCUUGCUUCAGCGGAUUGCUGAAGGAAAUCGCUCGACUGGUGGCCUAACUUUUGUGGCAAAGGUUUACGGAAUUGCAGGUUGUAUAAAGUUUCUGGAGUCUUAUUAUUUGAUUUUGGUCACCAAGCGUCGGCAGAUAGGUUGCAUAUGCGGCCAUGCAAUAUAUGGUAUAGACGAAAGCCAAUUGAUUACAGUCCCUCAUGUUUCUAUUCAGACUGAUAUUGCACAUUCUAAAACUGAGCUAAGGUACAAGAAACUGUUGUCCAGUGUCGAUUUGACCAAGGAUUUCUUCUUCAGCUAUACAUAUCCGAUAAUGCAAUGUUUGCAGAAGAAUGUAUCUUCUGCAAGCGAAGUGAAGAUGUCGUAUGAUGACAUAUUUGUGUGGAAUGAGUACUUAACACGACCUAUCCGGAUCAGAUGCAGUAAUACUAUUUGGACAAUUGCUUUGGUCCAUGGACACUUCAAGCAGACAAGACUGUCCAUCUUUGGCAGGGACUUCAGUGUAUCUUUGGUUUCCAGACGGUCUCGUCAUUUUGCAGGGACUCGUUACCUGAAAAGAGGAGUGAAUGAUUGGGGAAGGGUAGCAAAUGAUGUGGAAACAGAACAAAUUAUCCUGGAUGAAGAGGCUGGAUCGUGCAAGGGGAAAAUGAGCUCGGUAGUGCAAAUGCGUGGAUCUAUACCCCUUUUCUGGUCACAAGAAGCAUCAAGAUUUAGUCCUAAACCUGACAUUGUCUUGCAAAGGUAUGAUCCAACAUAUGAAGCAACGAAACUGCAUUUUGAAGACCUGAUGAAGAGAUAUGGCAAUCCAAUCAUCGUUCUGAAUUUAAUUAAGACUGUUGAGAAGAGGCCUAGAGAAAUGAUGCUUAGGAGGGAGUUUGCAAAUGCUGUUGGAUAUUUGAACACAAUUCUUCCAGAGGAAAGCCAUCUGAAAUUCAUACACUGGGACUUCCACAAAUUUGCCAAGACCAAGUCAGCCAACGUUUUAGCUGUUUUGGGCGCUGUAGCAAGGGAAGCACUGGAUUUGACUGACUUCUAUUAUAGUGGUAAAACAGCUGUUGUCAAGAGGAGAACCACUGCAUUGAGCAGAACAAGCACUGCAAGGGAUGCUUCACUUAGAGAUCUCAGAACUAGCUCUGGUGAGCUUGUACGGGUUGCGAGCAGUAAUGAGAUCUUGAACUCCAUCCUUAAUCGAGAUAGAGAUCCCACUCCUCCUCUUCAUGGCAACCAAGGCAAUCCCAACUUGGAAGGACCACGUUUCCAAAGUGGAGUUCUUCGUACUAAUUGCAUCGACUGCUUGGACCGCACCAACGUUGCCCAAUAUGCUUAUGGUUUAGCAGCAUUAGGACGACAACUUCAUGCGAUGAAUCUCACGGAUGUGCCCAAAGUGGAUGCUGAUAGUUCCAUUGCCGCAGCUCUCAUGGAUAUGUAUCAGAGUAUGGGAGACGCUCUUGCACAGCAAUAUGGUGGCUCAGCUGCGCACAACACUGUUUUCCCCGAGAGGCAAGGGAAGUGGAAAGCUACAACUCAAUCUAGAGAGUUUAUUAAAUCAAUCAAGAGAUAUUACAGCAAUGCUUAUACUGAUGGUGAAAAGCAGGAUGCGAUAAACUUGUUCCUUGGUUACUUCCGGCCACAAGAAGGUAGACCGGCUCUCUGGGAGUUAGAUACCGACUACUAUCUUCACAUUGCAGCUGUUGGAGAUGACCCUGUGGAGAAUGGCAUUGGAACAAUUAAUCUGGGACCUGGAGUAGGAUUGAACCUUGCUCCCAUUCCUGCUUGCAAGGAAGACUUUUCCCGAAUGAAGUUGACAUCAUUCGAUAGGUUAAUCGAGAGGACAUGCAGUUCGAUAAGAGAAGUUAGAUUGUCGAGUGAACCUGAUCCACGACCAGGAGGCUAUGGCUCUGGAACCUCAGGCGUUGCACCUGAUGCAGCUGAAAUCCAGCUUAAAAGUCCAAAUUGGCUCUUCGGCCAGAGGAAAUAUGAAGGGACGACUGCCAAGGAAGCCGAGCUAGAAACCGAAAAUGAAGGCGAUGAAGACGGUGGCAUUGGCACUCUAUGUGAUAUAAAUUGGCUGUCUUCCAGUGAUGCGAAUGAACAAGAUGUCUUCCAAAGAUACCUCGAAAUGACCUCUGUUGAUGAAGCCACGGGGUGGUACGGUGGCUCACUGCUGGCUGAUCAAGACGAAAACAGUGAGAUAUAUAAACAUUAUGCUGAAUUAUGUCAGGGCCCUGCGAGGGAUCUCUUCCACCACGAUCCAGAACUGGAGCAGCAUUACACUGACGUUCUACGCAUGAACGCCAUCGAUGUAGUGGACAAUGCUUCGGUUGAAGCCGAGAUGGAAGCAGCUCUGAACGAUUACAAUGAAAUCGGUCGCGACCUUGGGAUACUGCCGAUGUCGUGUAAGCCCUUUGCGGAUGAUCCCAGUUGGCUGACCAGGUUGAUCCUUGGGGAGGGGAAAGCUGAAAGGGUGUGA